Phlebotomus papatasi is the source of this 1318-nucleotide messenger RNA. RefSeq names its product beta-parvin (gene parvin). Gene Ontology annotation, cellular component: cytoplasm; focal adhesion; actin cytoskeleton. Gene Ontology annotation, molecular function: actin binding. Gene Ontology annotation, biological process: actin cytoskeleton organization; substrate adhesion-dependent cell spreading; cell projection assembly. The transcript is spliced from 5 exons. Bases 33 to 1121 code for a protein of 362 amino acids. The record is from RefSeq and is a predicted model, not a curated record. Lineage: Eukaryota; Metazoa; Arthropoda; Insecta; Diptera; Psychodidae.
CCAGAGGGUCUGUCAGUGAAGUAAAUAAAAAAAUGGCUGCUCGCCCUAAAUCUCCUCGAUCCCCAAAAACUCCCGAUAAAGACGAGAGUAUUUGGGAUAAAAUUGGUACUCUGGGCAGGAAAAAGAGGAUCAAGGAAGUUCAAGAGGUUCAGGAGGAAGGCAAGCAUGCAAUUGACUCUCCUGGAAACCCAAAUGCCCCUAUCAUCCCAGCUGAAGACUACAAUUUGAGUGACAAUGAGCAGAGGGCCAUGAUUCAGCCUCAAUCCUUGAAUGAUCCUUCUGUGAAGAAGUUACUGGAAGUCCUCAUCAAUUGGAUCAACGACGAAUUGGCUGAACAACGAAUAAUCGUGAAGAAUAUCGAGGAGGAUCUCUACGAUGGGCAAGUGCUGCAGAAGCUCUGGGAGAAGUUGACACAUCGCAAAUUGGAUGUCCAGGAAGUGACUCAGUCGGAAGAAGGACAGAGGCAGAAGCUCAAAAUUGUCCUCCAGGCAGUCAAUCAUACUCUGGGAUUCCAUCACAAAACGCCCAAAUGGACAGUUGAGAGUGUCCAUUCGAAGAAUCUCGUGGCCAUUCUGCAUCUUCUGGUGGCCCUUGUGCGUCACUUUAGGGCUCCAGUUCGUCUUCCGGACAACGUUUACGUGACUGUGGUGAUUGUUCAGAAGAAUGGGACUCAGCUUAGCGCACAAAAGUAUCAGGAACAGUUGACGGCUCAGUAUGAUGAUGUUGGUAUGAGAUGCGAACCGGACGCCUUCGACACUCUUUUUGAUCAUGUUCCCGAUAAGUUGGCCGUAGUUAAGAGGUCACUGGUGACUUUUGUGAACAAGCAUCUGAACAAGUUGAACUUUGAGGUGUCAGACCUGAGUACAGACUUCAAGGAUGGGGUGUAUUUGUGCCUGUUGAUGGGUGUUUUGGGGGGUUUCUUUGUGCCUCUCUAUGAUUUUCACUUGACUCCAAAGGACACCGACCAGAUGGUCCACAAUGUGGCUUUUGCCUUUGAACUGAUGCAAGAUGUGGGACUUCCAAAGCCCAAAGCACGUCCAGAGGAUAUUGUCAACAUGGACCUCAAGUCCACCCUCAGGGUACUCUACAAUCUCUUCACUCAGUACCGCAACAUCUCCUAAAAGAAUCAAUGCCAUCCCCGAGGCCAAAAAAAGUAUUCUAACAGUCACUAAAAAAAAUCAACGUCCAACCCACGAACACGGGUUGCAAUUCUAAUGUGCCUGCUCUCGAUGCAAGAAAAACAAAUUGUAAUUUUUUUUUGUGCUUUUACAUCUAAUAUAUUAACGAUGGUAACAAAUUUUCGACAAAGUGUGAAAAA